AUGCCUCCAAUCAAUGGCGAACGAGUUUUUCAUGCCCCUCCCUUGGCUCCUCCCUUGGCCCAUGUUCCAGCUAAUGCUGAGCCUAUCUCGCCAAAUUCAAGCAAAUCGCCAAACGGCCCUAUAGUAGGCGGCCAGACUCCAGUUAUCAACCCUCAUGGCCCAGGUAUGCUUCUGCCAAACUCCACAGCUCCCCUUUCUUCCCUAAGGCUUCUGCAUGCCCUGGUGGCUCAGGACCCACUCCAUCUCCUUUCCAUUUCCAAAAACUUGACCCAUAUUUAUGACUCCAGCGAUUUGCGCUACCCUGUUCACGAUUUGUUUCUUGUGGGCCAUUCUGUGCUUUCUUCUGAGCGUUAUUCCGUGUUUCCAAAUUCAUUGGCGCUUUUGGUAGACCAGCUUCAUUCCCAUCUUUCUGGUUCUGCCUUAUCUGAAUUCCGCUUGGGUCAGGUCUAUUCCAUUCUCGCUGUAGGUGCCCUUUCCAUGCCUCUGAAGGAAUUUGACCCUGAAGAACUUGCUACCAGUUUUAUCAACAAAUCCUGGAAUAUCGUCGUUGAUAAGCUUAACUCGGCCCACUCCCUGCUUUCAGUCCAAUGUGACGUGCUUAAGAACUUGUUCUUGCUCACAUAUAUUUAUCUUCGUUUCUUCAAUAAUGACUUAAUGGUAUCAUACCUUGAGGACUCGGCCCAUAUCAUCUUGCAGAACCUUCUGGCUUCUCCAGCCGACUCAGAGUUGAUUUCUUCCAACCUUGAGUUGUUCUGGUCUAUUUAUGUGUUGGUGCUGAAGUAUAAAGCCAACGAGGCUCCACCUAAGCUUUACUCGUGGUUCUUGGCUUCGAAAUUGCAAAAGGACUCUUCUAUAACUUUGGCCCAGGCGGUCAAAACUUACGCCAAACAGUCCUUACCCCUCGAGGACCAGUUCUUGCUUGAGGUUGUCAUUUGCACCCUUUCUAAUGAGGUUAACAACCUUGUGUUCAACAAGACCUUGUGGCUUUUUGAAUCUCUUGAUUCCUUGCAUAAUGCCAUUGUCUUGGCCAACAAGUCCAUGGUUUUGUCGCUGGCAUCUCCAAACGAUGGCAUGGAUAUAUUUAACAUUUUCAGGUCAAAGUUGAUCUUGGGUGCAUCUCCCACUUAUGAGGAGCUCUUACAGGCUCAUGUUUUCAAGAUUAGUGCUCCACAGCACUGGAACAUGCUUCUCUUGACUCUUAGAGAAUUCAAUGCUCCUUUCAGCUUUAAUAACUUUAUGCGGGAGAACUUGAUGCUGUCAUUCCAGAACUUUGGUAACAGCUUGCUUGGAUUCUUCACGUUUGAGUCUCUGAACAUGACCUCGCUGCAUGGCCACAGCUCUUCACCUGAGGUACACAAGAACUUGGGCAUAAUCAGCUUCCCGUUGAUUUUCCAAUAUAACUUCCUUCGCUUGAACAACGUGGAACCCCCAUUUAAGCCCAAGGAUCUCAGCAUUGUGGACCUUGCAAACUUGAAUAACUUGAUUUUGGAAUGGUACAUCACCAUCGUCAAGGUAUUGGUCAACCUCAUCACCAAGCGUUCGGCUGCUGAAGCAGAAGAUAUAGUCAGAAACAGCAAUGUUCUUUCUUGUUUGUUCUACAUGAUCAACAGCAACUGCACUUCUACGCCAGCUUUUGCUUCCACGGAAUUCUACUUGCAAGUGUUUGAAGAGCUUACCAAGAUUUGUGACACUUGGUUUAACUUCAUCAACCAAAGCACGAACUUGCGUAACUUGCGGAUGAACUUGAACCGUUUCCUUAACGACUUGGUGGUGCUUGCGUUGAACAACGAGAACAUCUCGCUUUCUGACUUGUACGUUGCCAACGAAUCCAUCCUCAUCAGAAACCGCAGGUCCAAGUCCAUUGGAUCCAUUGACAUGAGCUCCACCUCUUCCAAUCGUUCCUCGCUUUCUACAAGCUUCCCACCACAAGUGCCUCCUCAAAGAGGUGGCUCCACCAACUACGUCUUGAUGAACAAGCCUGAGAACGAGGCUGGCUCUCCUCAACCCAUGUAUGCUUCACAGAUGUCCCCCUCAUCGCUGCUUGCACCGCUCCAAGGUGUAACCAAGCUUAAGUUUCUGUCUCCAGCAGGCCCUAGAGUACAGAAGCCGGCAACACAACCUAUGAACUCGCCGCCGGUUCCGCCUUCAAGCACUUACGUUCUUCCUCCUAUCUAUGCUGCCGUGAAAGACCACGCCAAACCUGGGGAGGGAAUGAAGUGA
This is a messenger RNA of Candidozyma haemuli, 2220 nucleotides long. It is a transcript of the gene TRY5, whose product is annotated as Try5p. The transcript has a single exon. Bases 1 to 2220 code for a protein of 739 amino acids. The record is from RefSeq and is a predicted model, not a curated record. Lineage: Eukaryota; Fungi; Ascomycota; Pichiomycetes; Serinales; Metschnikowiaceae.